Talaromyces amestolkiae is the source of this 2349-nucleotide messenger RNA. RefSeq lists its product as uncharacterized. The transcript has a single exon. Bases 1 to 2349 code for a protein of 782 amino acids. The record is from RefSeq and is a predicted model, not a curated record. Lineage: Eukaryota; Fungi; Ascomycota; Eurotiomycetes; Eurotiales; Trichocomaceae.
AUGAAGAAGCUAAUGAAUUCCAUCACUUCCUUUAGCUUCAGCUAUUCCAAUGGCGAGCCCCAAACUCCGACCAGAACCCCGACCUCCGCUGCUUUCGCCGAGUCCUCUUUUCAAACCCCCAAAUUCGAAUCGAGCUUUUACGAUCCUCGUGUGACAUGGGAUACGGCGGAUCCGUAUGCUUCGAGUCCGGAGCUGCUCAAGACACCUCAAAGAUUUGUUUUUGGAGGGACACCUGGGUUACAGCAGCAACAUCCACAACAGGCUUUUGACACUUCGUUUGGACAGCACCUCUCGCCUAAUGUCACGUUGAAGGGACCUGGGAACACCGAUACGAUCAAGCGGAGACACUCGACGAAGCCUACUGCUGCUGCUGUGUUUGGAGAAGAAGGGCCGGGAACAAUCAACUCGGUCCGGUCAGCUGCCACCAUACAAACUCCUCCGCCGACGAGUACAUCACAUAGAAAGACUUUGGAUCCUGGAGAUGGAUAUUUUGGCACUUCGAGGAAACUGUCUGCCGUCACAGAAACGCAACUGGAAACGCCGAGUCGGAUAAUAGCUUCUUCACCACAUUUGUUUGCCAAUUUCCAGAACUCGCCCGACUUUUUUCAGUUCUCAAAUAUCGACGCGACUGCGUCGCCUUUCUUUCCACAGCAAAAACUCUUUCUCGACCAGGAUGUGGAAAAUCUGCCGUCACAGGCCUCGACUGAUCCCUUUGCGGAUGCCGGGACAUUUAUGGCAACAUCUGGAGCGGUCUCACAAUUCCAGGCGCUUGAUGUUCCGCCGCUUCCUACGAUACAAGGGUCCUUGGACUUGCCUGAAUUUAGCACAGAUAUGAACAAUAUGAACAAUAUGAACUUUGGUAUUGGAUCUGCAGCCCCGGCCGAUGCAGCUUUAUUUCCAACGCCAUUCUCGGCCUCCCCACGAGUGCCAAUGACAAAAACUGAAGACCCUAGCUUGUUUCUGAGUUCGCCCGCUCGGCGUUUCGGCCCUCCACAGUCCGUACCACAACCGAUGAGUGCUUCUAAACCAAAAAGACAACCGUAUCAUCACCAAACGGAAGAAGCUAAAAGAGAGCAAUUGCGUCGGGCAUCAGAACAUCAGCCAGCCAUUUCAGACGAAGAGGAAGACGACGACGACUUUACUCCACGAGCUGCACCAAGCAUUCGACCUGGGUUGGCCAGAAGCAAAACUACGACUGCUGUCUCUACUAUACACUCCCGACAGCAGAGCCAGCAAUCGUUUGGCAGCCUGGCAUCGACGAAUGGUGUCAAAAAGACGCCAUCCAAAGGUCGUUCAUCUCCAGUCAAGGCUAUCAGACAGUCAUUGCCACGGGCUAACUCGUCCGGUGUUCCAACACGCUCUCAAUCUUUAAUCCUUAAAAUUGACAAGGAUGGCCGGGCAAAGACCGAAUUCCAGGAUGCUCUCGAGGCAGCAGCUGGGGGUUUCACCGGUCUGACUGAUCCAAUUUCCGAAAUGGACAUUGACGGGUUCAUUACUGAAAGUGAGACUGAUUCUGCAGAAUUCUCAGACAGCCCUGCUUUUCACAGCGCACGUAACUCGUUCGCAUUUCCAUCGGCUGUCACACGACCAAAGGUUAGCCGGACAGGUUCUAUAUCGCGACCCAACUCAAAGAGUUCUUUUGCUUCUACCGUGAGCAGCUCCUCUGGCCGUCGAUCACCGUGGGCAGAGUCCCGGCCGGCACGACCUCAAUCAGCUAUAAUGUCAGGAGAUUGGGCAAACACGCCACAACGAUUUGCAACAAUCAGUAAUGCCAACUUUACUCGUCAGUCGUCUUCUACAGAUAGCACACUGCCUGAUUCAGAGGAAGAUGCAGGCGAUGCACAACACGCUUUGAGACAGGUUCUCAAAGGACGUGGAAGGAAUACAAUUGGACGAGCUGCGGGUAGUAAUAUUAUGAAGGCACGAAUGUCUGGGUCGCAAACGAUGCACCAUCUACAGUCAUCGCCUCCUGGAAUAGGUGCGAUGUUUGAUCUGAGAUCUGGUGACUCGACGUCUCCUACGACACUCACCGAUCCUGACCUAGCGACACCGAGUUCAGACCGGCACAGCAAUCCCAGCAGUGGAACGAGGUGUGUGUGUAAAUCAUUGGAUAACGGCGGCCAUCUCAUGAUUCAAUGGUACGUCGCUUUGGUCGACAAUAAAUACGCAGAACUGACUUUCAUAGUGAAUCGUGCAGUCAUUGGCUCCAUACCAAAUGUGUUGGUCUCGAUCGAUCCAACCUUCCUCCGGUGUAUAUAUGUGUAUACUGCUCAUCAACACCCAUGCGUGGCGGCCGUCUACGAGACCCCAUGGCAACAGCAAUGUCGCAAGCAGCAUCCUCACCCCUAG